AUGCGGGCGCGGCGGGCAGCCGGGCCGGACGGUCCAGAGCUGCGGGCGUUCUGUGACUGGCUGCUCGAGCUGGGAGAGGGGCGCGCAGAGGGCCCCGAGGAUGGGUUCGUUCAGCUGCCCCCGCACCUGGUGAUGGAUGCCGAUAUCGACGCUGUCAUUGACUGGGUGUUUGAUGACCUGGCAGGGCGACACGGUGACCGAGAGUGGAUGGCGUCGCGGGCGGUGCUCGCGCCGCGGAACACUCGGGUCGACGAGCUGAACGCCGCAGUCACCGAGCGCUUCCCCGGAGAGGCCGUCCGCCUGCUGAGCGCCGACAGUCUGGUGGAGGAGGCCGAGCAGCUGGAUAUCCCACAUGAGUAUCUAAACACUCUGUGCGCUCCCGGCUUCCCACCUCACUGCUUGAUGAUAAAGCCAGGCAUGCCACUCAUGCUACUUCGUAAUCUGUCCGCCACUGACGGACUGUGCAAUGGCACGAGACUUAUCGCUGGUCGUAUCAUCAGCCCGCGACUCAUGGAGGCCACCAUCGCCUGCGGCAAAAACGCCGGAAGGCAGGUGCUAAUUCCACGGCUCCCACUCCAGCCCCCGGAUGACGCGUUUCCCUUCCGCUGGGAACGUCGCCAGUUCCCCGUGCGGCCAGGUUUCGCCAUGACGGUGAACAAAGCCCAGGGGCAGACGCUCGGUCGGGUCGCGGUCUUUCUGGAGGAGCCAGUGUUCAGCCACGGGCAGCUGUACGUGGCUGCAUCGCGGGUCGGCUGGCCGGCGGAUCUAAGGAUCGCGCUGCCCAGAGGUGGCCAAGGCGCAACACCAAAUGUGGUGUACACGGAGGUGAUGGGCCGAGGUGAUGCCCGGUAG
Molecule: messenger RNA, 852 nt
Organism: Amphibalanus amphitrite
Lineage: Eukaryota; Metazoa; Arthropoda; Thecostraca; Balanomorpha; Balanidae
Product: ATP-dependent DNA helicase PIF1-like
Exons: 1
Coding region: 1-852 (283 amino acids)
Source: RefSeq, a predicted model, not a curated record